AUGGUGAAAGAGACCAAGUUCUACGAAAUCUUGGGGGUCACAGUGGACUGCACAGAAGCCCAGCUGAAGACAGCCUACAAGAAAGGUGCGCUCAAGCACCAUCCUGACAAGAAUGCGCACAACCCGGAAGCAGCAGAAAAGUUCAAAGACCUCUCGAAAGCAUACGAAGUCCUCUCCGACCCUCAGAAGCGUCAGCUCUACGACCAGUAUGGCGAAGAAGGCUUAGAACAAGGUGGCAUGGGUGGUGGCGGCAUGGCUGCAGAAGAUCUGUUUGCUCAGUUCUUCGGCGGCGGCGGCUUUGGUGGCGGCCUCGGCGGCAUGUUCGGCGGCGGUAUGCGCGAACAAGGCCCCAAGAAAGCGCGAACAAUUCAUCACGUCCACAAAGUCUCGCUUGAAGACAUCUAUAAGGGAAAGGUAUCAAAGCUGGCUCUGCAGAAGUCGGUGAUCUGCCAAUCCUGUGAUGGUCGUGGAGGGAAAGAAGGUGCUGUUCGGACGUGUCCAGGCUGUCAAGGUGCCGGCAUGAAGACUAUGAUGCGACAAAUGGGUCCGAUGAUCCAGCGCUUCCAGACAGUGUGUCCCGACUGCCAGGGCGAGGGCGAGACUAUCCGGGACAAGGAUCGCUGCAAGAAGUGCAUGGGUAAGAAGACGGUGGUCGAGCGCAAAGUUCUUCACGUUCAUGUCGAUCGAGGCGUCAAGACGGGUCACAAGAUCGAUUUCCGAGGCGAGGGCGAUCAAAUGCCUGGCGUGCUACCCGGAGAUGUGCAGUUCGAGAUUGAGCAGAAGCCUCACGCACGAUUUCAGCGCAAAGACGACGAUCUAGUCUACAGAGCCGAGAUCGACCUUCUGACGGCGUUGGCGGGAGGUACAAUCUACAUUGAGCACUUGGACGACCGGUGGCUCAAUGUCAACAUUUAUCCCGGUGAGAUGAUCAAACCUGGAGACCUGAAGCAAAUCAAGGGUCAGGGCAUGCCCUCAUUCCGCCAUCACGACUUCGGCAAUCUAUACAUCCAUUUCGACGUCAAAUUCCCCGAGAAGACUGAGAUGCAGAAUCUACAACUGCUCGAACAGGUGCUCCCACCACGCACACGACAGACUCUUCCACCCACCGACAGCAUGAACGAUGAUUAUGAUCUCGAAGAUAUCGACGCCCGCGGCCACGCUCGGGCUCAAGGUGCCGCAGGGCUUGGAGAAGAGGACGAUGACGAUGUACCUCCAGGAGCCGAGAGAAUGCAGUGCGCGUCCCAGUAA
Cyphellophora attinorum is the source of this 1248-nucleotide messenger RNA. RefSeq names its product Mitochondrial protein import protein MAS5. The coding region runs from base 1 to 1248 and encodes 415 amino acids. Lineage: Eukaryota; Fungi; Ascomycota; Eurotiomycetes; Chaetothyriales; Cyphellophoraceae. Gene Ontology annotation, biological process: protein refolding; response to heat. The record is from RefSeq and is a predicted model, not a curated record. Gene Ontology annotation, cellular component: cytosol; nucleus; cytoplasm. Gene Ontology annotation, molecular function: Hsp70 protein binding; ATP binding. The transcript is spliced from 4 exons.